GGUAAUAUUGGUAUGAUCUCAUCCCUACAGCAACUGCAUAGCGCAGCGAGGCAAACCAGUAACUUUGUAUCCAACUUCUAAGUUAGACUGCAUCUCUGAGGAAGGCGCAAAGAUCAUUGUGAUUUUAACGGGAACGGAAACAUCUGCUUUAAAGCCAUAUAGUUAACAUUGUUCCUGUAAAAAAAAAUUGCAUUGAAGGGUCUUCCACGAGAAGCAAAAGGGGGGAAAACGCGUAGUAUUGUGUUCAUGCCAUCCAACGGUUGAGGGAGAGACAAGAAAAGGUCCCUCGUUCCGUGGAAAAAAGACCCAAACAGACCCUUGCUGGUUCGGAUCCGAGGGACCUGUUCAGAUCCGAGGGACCUGUUCGGAUCCGAGGGACCUGUUCGGAUCCGAGGGACCUGUUCGGAUCCGAGAGACCUGUUCGGAUCCGAGAGACCUGUUCAGAUCCGAGGGACCUGUUCAGAUCCGAGGGACCUGUUCGGAUCCGAGGGACAUGUUCGGAUCCGAGGGACAUGUUCGGAUCCGAGGGACCUGUUCGGAUCCGAGAGACCUGUUCGGAUCCGAGAGACCUGUUCAGAUCCGAGAGUAGAAAAAUAGAGUGAAAGAAACCUCCAACUGGUUGGAGCAAGAUGAGGACCCAGUGGAUUAGCAGACAGACAGAGCUGUAGGGUCAGUAUGGAAGCCUGAACAUUGAGCAACCAGCUCCACAGUCAGCCUAGCCAUGCCCUGCUGCUGAGUGCCCUGGUGACCAGCCCUGGCCUUGGCACCAUGACCAGUCUGAAGCGCCCACCCAUGGAGCGCAUCGUCGGGGGUUCUAUCCCUGCCUCUGACGAGUUCUACACCCGCCACCUCCGCCUGGCCAACGGAGGGGCACGUACAGACAGCGCCCACCUUCAAGGAGGCCCGGGGGUGCCCAAAAUGGGGGUGCGCGCACGGGUUGCUGAAUGGCCCCCGAGGAAGGACUUGGGAGCUCUGUGGCAAGUUACCAUGGAGCCAGACUCCCCAGGCCUGGCCGGAGGGGGGCACAGCCACCUGAAACUAGGUCACCAGAUGAGCCCCCAGGACUCCUCCAUGCUCCGCAACAUCCAGAACACACUGAAGAGUAAAACCCAGACGGCCAGCUACAGCCCAGACAGCCACUACCUGUCCCCGGGAGACUACAGAGUCCCAUCCCACAGGAACACCGGCCGCAUCCGCCAGCGCAGCAACAGUGACAUCACCAUCAGUGAGCUGGACGGUGGCGGGGACAGUGGGGAGGACUUGGGCCCCUCAGGGGCCAAGUGGUCCCCUCUACACAGAGAGUAUGGCAGUACCUCCUCUAUAGACCAGCACGGGGCGUCAGGGGAGAGUUUCUUUGAGAUGCUGAAGGGCUACCAGGGGGACAAGCCUGACCAGCGCAGCCCCGCCCCAGACAGACUAGAGGAUCUGCUGACUGCUGGACUCAAGCAGGCCUCAAUAGAACUACAUGAGGAGACUAGUGAGAGCCAGGCAUCCAGCAGAGUCAAGGAGAGAGAAAAGCCCCCAAAGAGACGCUCCAAGUCUGAGACAGGGGGCGAGUCUAUAUUCCGGAAGCUUCGCAGCGUGCGGGGGGAAUCUGACUCGCCCCGAGCCGGGUCUGAUGCUGAGGACGGCCGUUCAGAUGAUGGGGUCACCCCCCUCAAGCCCUGGGUCUGCCAGAGGGGCUUCUCCCACUACGACGUGCAGAGCAUGAUGUUUGACCUGAAAAAGGUGAUCCAGAGCAGGCAGACGGCGGCAGUGAAGAGAAAGAACACGACCACGGGGGCGUCUGCUGCGGCUGCAGCCUCCACCACUUCCACCGUGUCCUCCACCCAGAGCCUGGCCUAUAGCUCCCCCACUGGCAGUCAGGAGGAGCUUAGCACCGGGGCCAGGGACAGCCCCAGCAUGGACUGCGGGGAUGAGCAGAGCAAUGAACUGCUCCUCAACUGCCCCUGCUUCUGCAAUGAGAUUGGGGCCACCUGCAGGCGCAGGGCAGGGGGCGGUCCCCCCAGACAGGGGAGUGGGGGCUCAGUGACCCUGGGAGGCGAGAACAGCCUGUUUGAGUCGUCCCUCAGCUCCCACUGCACUAACGCUGGGGUGGCAGUGCUGGAGGGGCCCAAGGACAACCCCAGUGCCCUCAGUGAUCGGGACAAACACUACAUCGCAGAACACGUGGACCUGGGAGCCUACUACUACAGGAAGUUCUUCUACCUUAGAGAACACUGGAACUACUUUGGGAUGGACGAGGCUCUGGGUCCGGUGGCUGUGAGUCUGCGCAGGGAGAAACAGGAGGAGCACAAAGAGCACGGCCAGCAGUACAACUACCGGGUCAUCUUCAGAACCUCAGAGUUGACCACACUCCGGGGGUCUAUUCUGGAGGACGUGGUCCCCUCGUCCUCUAAGCAUGGCACUACCCGUGGGCUGCCCCUGAAGGAGGUGUUGGAGUACCUGCUACCAGAGCUGGACGUGCCCUGCCUCCGCCUGGCCCUCAACACGCCCAAGGUCACAGAACAGCUGAUGAAACUGGACGAACAGGGGCUGAGUUUCCAGGUGAAGGUGGGGGUGAUGUACUGCAGGGCGGGGCAGAGCAGUGAGGAGGAGAUGUACAAUAAUGAAAUGGCGGGCCCUGCCCUGGAAGAGUUCCUACAGCUGCUAGGGGAGAGAGUCCGCCUCAAAGGCUUUACCAAGUACCGCGCCCAGCUCGACAUCAAGACUGAUUCCACUGGCACCCACUCCCUUUACACGGCCUACAGGGACUAUGAGAUCAUGUUCCACGUGUCUACCCUGCUGCCCUACACACCCAACAACAAACAACAGUUGCUGAGGAAGAGACACAUUGGGAACGACAUCGUCACCAUCGUGUUCCAGGAGCCGGGAGCGCUCCCCUUCACCCCCAAGACCAUCUUCUCCCACUUCCAACACGUGUUCAUCAUCGUCCGCGUACACAGCCCCUGCUCCGACAACACCUGCUACAGCGUGGCUGUGACUCGUUCCAGGGAUGUGCCCUCCUUUGGCCCCCCUAUCCCCAAGGGCGUGACCUUCCCCAAGUCCAGCGUCUUCAGGGACUUCCUGCUGGCCAAGGUCAUCAACGCUGAGAACGCCGCCCACAAGUCUGAGAAGUUCAGAGCCAUGGCGACACGCACGCGACAGGAGUACCUGCGGGACCUGGCAGAACGUCACGUGACCGGCACGCCGGUUGAGCCCACAGGGAAAUUCCCCUUCAUCUCAUUGGCUCACAAGCGGAGAGAGAGGGUGCGGCCAUACAGUGGGGCAGAGCUACGGAGCCUGGGGGCGGUGACAUGGCCUGUGCAUGCGGAGGACCAGGUAGCCGGGGCGGAGAGGGAGUGUCUACUGGCCAUCUCCAACGACUUCCUCAUCCUAUUGGACCAGGAAGCCAAAGCCGUGGUCUUCAACUGCGCCACGCGCGACGUCAUUGGCUGGUCCUCGGGCAGCCCUGCCUCCAUGAAGAUCUACUAUGAGCGUGGGGAGAGCGUGUCGCUGCGCUCCAUCAACAACAACACGGAGGACUUUGGAGAGGUGGUCAAACGCCUGGAGCUUCUGACUAAGGGCAGCCAGACCACAGAGAUGAUCCUGAGGAGGAACGGUCUGGGCCAGCUGGGCUUCCAUGUGAACUUUGAGGGCAUCGUAGCGGAAGUCGAGUCCUACGGAUACGCCUGGCAGGCGGGGCUGCGCCAGGGCAGCAGACUGGUAGAGAUCUGUAAGGUGGCCGUGGCAUCGCUGUCCCACGAGCAGAUGAUCGACCUGCUGAGGACCUCCGUCACUGUCAAGGUGGUCAUCAUCCCCCCGCACGAGGACUCCACCCCUCGCAGAGGCUGUUCAGAGCUGUACCACAUGCCCCUGGUGGACUAUAAGAACCACAAGGAGGGGAUGCCCUAUGAGUUUAAAUUCCCCUUCCGCAGCAACAACAACAACAAGUGGCCCCGCACCUCCUCCAGCCCCCAGAGCCGCACCACAGCGGCGGGGGGGACGCUCAUCAAGGCCCCGGCUUCAGACUAUCAGGACCGGGCCGGAGUUAUCCCGCGCAGUGUGUCCAGCGACGGGCGCCCUCUCAACCCCAAAAGGUAUUCCCCAGGGAAUGAUAACUAUGCCCUGGCCUGUUCAAUCGUGAUGGGCCGCUCUCCACACACCCGCAACUCCCCCACCAGUCUCUCCUACACAGACACCGGGAGUGCAGGCUCCAACCACUGGAGACAGAAGUCCAUGCCAGACGGGUUUAACAACAAUAACCGUCACUCCCCUGUGUCUGCUGAGCGUCAGGGAGUUGGAGAAGGGUCUAACGGGACUAAGCCUGCCCCCGGAUGGCCCCGAGAGGGGGAUGGGGCCAACAGGGGAGCUGAUAGAGCCACUACAGACCUAGCUGUCUCCAAGGCUGCAGUACCUCGUCUCCAGGAGCAGGGGGGACACCUGUCCCCCAACAAGAACAUCAAGGUGGAAGCUUCCUACUCCUCCAGCCAAUCAGGCAGUAACACACUGUCCAGUAACGCCUCCAGCUCCGCCCACAGUGAUGAGAAGUGGUAUGAGAUUGGCUCCAGCAGGACAGGGGUGCGGCCUGACUCAGAGCUCAACGGCUACCUGCAGCGGGAGUCCACAGACAGCGGCAUCGACGCUACCUCUUACGGGGCCUCAGGGUCCGGGGGCUCCAGGGCCAAAGAGCGGCGGGCCCCAGAGACCUCUCCUUCAGCCCCGGACUCACCCGCCCCCCCAGGGAGCAGCGAGGACCCAGCCCAGAGCCCCCCUGUGUUCCCCUCAGCCCCAGACAGUGGCUCCUAUACCCUCAGUGAUGCUGCUUCCCAUUCCAGUACUCUGAGCUCCGGCCACUCCGGCAGUCCCAUGGGUCCAGGCUGCAGCCCCAGCUCCUCCCAGGAGGAGUCAGCCCUGACCACCUCCCCCACCUCCCAGACUUCCCUUUCCCCUGGAGGCCCCAAGAGCUUCUACCCCCGCCAGGGAGCCACCUCCAAGUUCCUUAUUGGCUGGAGGAAGCCUGGAGGCACCAUCAACUCUGUGGACUUUGGCAACAUACGCAAACGUCACCAGAGUGAUGGGUUGCUGGGUGGCAACCCCCAGCUCCGGGCCCAACUCAGGGCCCAAUCCCCCCAGCGGGUCAACAAGUCCAACCUGCAGGAAGACCUGAAGAAACUCAUCACCCUGGACAGCCCCCCGCCCUCCUCCCAUGAUCAAAAGCCCUCAUUCCCCGCCCCCCCUCCCAGCCGGCGCUCCCUGCAGAGGACCCUGUCAGACGAGAGCAUCUACAGCGGGCAGCGGGAGCCCUCGUACAGCGGGCACAGAGAGACACCCAACGACCUGCUCUUCAACAGCUCCACCGUGCCCCGCUCGCCCACCGCCCGCCACGCGCCACCCCGACAACCCUCACACAAGUCUCUGGGUGACCUGUGUGAGUCGUCCAGCCAGGAGCAGGGGGGCAUGAGGCAGCAGCUGGGGGACCCAGGCCUCAUGCCCCUACCUAACUCUGGAGCUGACCGCGCUCUGGACUGGUCCAACCUGGUAGAUGCUGCCAAGGCCUUCGAGGGUAGGCAAAUUCAGCGACUGUUAUCUGUAAAUGAUGAAAGCUCCAGGCCAGAGGUCACAGACACCAGCCCCCAGCAGGCAGAACCCCAGGCUGCCCCAGAGAGACACCCCUCGCCUGGUGAGAGCCCAGCCUGUCUGAUGGGGAAGGUCAGCCAGCUGGAGUCAAUGGUGAAGCUACUACAGGAUGACCUUAAUAAGGAGAAGGAUACCAAGAUGUCCCUGCAGGCCCAGAUACAGAGCCUGAGAGAGCACAACCAGCGGCUCCAGGAGGAGUCCUACAGCGCCUCGGCCAAGCUCAAGAAGUUCACAGAGUGGGUCUUCAACACCAUCGACAUGAACUGACUCAGGAGGAACACCUGAACACACGUGACCGCAACACACUCAAACUUAAACUGAUUCACACAAUGGGUGCUCAGGACCGCAGGAGUUGGUCUUUGAUUCCUUCUACAUGAACUGUGAUUCUGCUAUUGACAUGGACCGAUUCACAGUGGAUCUAAAUGCUGUAUGAUCAACAUGAACUGAAUCACUUUGGUCUUCAGCGCUCCCAUCAUGAACUGAUCUGCCAUCAUUCUUCAACACAGUGGAUCUGUAAUACCGCCACCACUUACUGCUCAGUGAGGUUUUAUAAGAGGAGAUAGAGGAUGGAGAGGGAGAAAGACUGAGAGAUCAACAGCAUGCAAUCUCUUCUUUAGGAUUUGCUGGCACUGUACUGUAGUGUCCCUGCAUGUCUGACAGAGAUGUAUUAACUUCCCUUGGCUAUGAUGAUCAUGACAAUAAUAAGCUUGACAAUUCAUCAUCAUCAACAGCUGUUCUACAAUUUAUUUUGUAAAUAUAUAGGAACAGAAAUGUUACCACUGAAUUAACACCAGAUAUCGUUUUACCACUUCCCCAUGUCUCUCUAUAGAGUGACCUCAUUUCAGGAGGGUAAAAUGGGCUUACUGGAAGCAGUAGUUCCAGAUUGUACUAUUGGUUUCUGUGUGAAAACAACUGGGCUGUCUGGGUGGACGACUAGAAGGUGAGGGUUACUGUUCAAUGAACUUCAUAGUGACGAUAUUAAUUCUUCUUGAUCUAUUUUAUUAUCCUACCAGAAUAUUAGUAUGGUUCCUUCCUUGCCUGCCUGCGGUUUUGGAUCCACAGUGCCACCUUGUGAUUAUAACAUGUCAGAUUACAUGGAAAUACGUACUAUAUUUGAUCCUUUUCUACACUCUGUAGAAUCUGUAAGUCUAUUAGUAAAUCUAACCUGACCAUUGGUCUGCUUAGAAGGGAGACCUGACACCUAUUAAUGAUGCGACUUGGUAGACCCUCCAUGUCUACAGUCAGUUGUACGAUUAAACCCCCAAGCUUUCCCGUAUGUUCUUAUACUGUACACCCUGUAUAUAACAAAGGAUUCUGAUGCUCAUAAUUUGCACCUUCAUUCAUGUUUUACAGCAUGUGAUGAUGUUUCCUUUGAGCUGUGAUGUAUAAAAAUGUUUAUAUCUAUUAAAGAUAUUUUGUGCAAUUUUA
Salmo salar (Atlantic salmon) is the source of this 7047-nucleotide messenger RNA. Its product is annotated as signal-induced proliferation-associated 1-like protein 1. Gene Ontology annotation, biological process: regulation of small GTPase mediated signal transduction. Gene Ontology annotation, cellular component: cytoplasm. The record is from RefSeq and is a predicted model, not a curated record. Lineage: Eukaryota; Metazoa; Chordata; Actinopteri; Salmoniformes; Salmonidae. Gene Ontology annotation, molecular function: GTPase activator activity; protein binding.